This is a messenger RNA of Penicillium riverlandense, 1860 nucleotides long. RefSeq names its product putative extracellular threonine rich protein. The record is from RefSeq and is a predicted model, not a curated record. Lineage: Eukaryota; Fungi; Ascomycota; Eurotiomycetes; Eurotiales; Aspergillaceae. The transcript has a single exon. The coding region runs from base 1 to 1860 and encodes 619 amino acids.
AUGUACUCAAAAACAUGGGUAGUUUUACUGGCCACGUCCUGGGCCUUCUUACAGAGUGUUCGGGCAGUGCCUCCCGCAUCUGAGGACACAAGCCUGGACCCUCUUGACGAGCGCGCAAUUUUGGAGAAGCGCGCAAUGCUGGAGGAGCGUGGAAGUCCAGCUGCUCUUAGCUCUUUCCUUUCUGAAGUUUCUGCGGCCCAAGCUACUCAAGCCGGCCAGGCUACGGCUGCACCUAUUGCUCCUGGCGGCGGUGCUCCUAGUGGUGGUGCUCCUAGUGGUGGUGCUCCUAGUGGUGGUGCUCCUAGUGGUGGUGCUCCUAGUGGUGGUGCCCCUAGUGGUGGUGCUCCUAGUGGUGGUGCUCCUAGUGGUGGUGCUCCUAGUGGUGGUGCUCCUAGUGGUGGUGCUCCUAGUGGUGGUGCUCCUAGUGGUGGUGCUCCUAGUGGUGGUGCUCCAGGUGGUCCCGGCGGUGGUGCUCCUCCCAGUGGUGGUGCUCCUAGCGGCGGUGCUCCUCCUAGCGGCGGUGCUCCUCCUAGCGGCGGUGCUCCUCCCAGCAGUGGUGCUCCUCCCAGCGGUGGUGCUCCUCCCAGUGGUGGUGCUCCUAGUGGUGGUGCUCCUAGUGGUGGUGCUCCAGGUGGUCCCGGCGGUGGUCCCAGCGGUGGUGCUCCUGGGGGCGGUGCUCCCAGUGCUACUAGCGGCGGUGCUCCAGGUGUAGCUGCUCCUGGUGGUCCCGGCGGUGCUCCUAGUGCUCCCGGCGGUGGCGCCCCUAGAGGUGGUGCUCCAGGUGGUCCUGCUGGUGCUCCCAAUGGUGCUCCUCCCAGCGGCGGUGCUCCUCCCAGUGGUGGUUCUCCCGGAGGAGCUGCCCCUGGUGGUGGUGCCCCUGGUGGUGGUGCCCCUGGUGGUGGUGCCCCUGGUGGUGGUGCCCCUGGUGGUGGUGCCCCUGGUGGUGGUGCUCCUGGCGGUGGUGCUCCUGGCGGUGGUGUUUCUGGUGGUGGAGGCGCUGCAUCUAGCCAUGUCAGUCCUUUGGGCGCAGCUGCACCUGGCGGCGGCGGAGCUGGUGGCAUGGCAUCUACUCCAGCCGUGAUGAACAGCGUCCCGCAGUCGACACCGAUAUCUGUUGAACUGUGCCCGGGCUCGUUUGCCUCUCUGUGUGCGGCUUGUCCCUCAGUCAUCGUCACGACAACUGUCACCGUCACUAGCUGUCCGCCUGCAGCUCCUCCUGCAGCCUCUCCUCCUGCUGUCUCUCCUCCUGCUGUCUCUCCUCCUGUUGUCUCUCCUCCUGCUGUCUCGCCUCCCGGGGGAGCCGGAGCCGGAGCCGGUUCUAGUGCUAGAGCUGAAGCUAGCGCUCCUAGCGGUGCAGGUGCGGGUGCAGCUGCAUCUUUGUCCGCACCUCCAGUCGGACUCAGCGCUCCGGUAUCAUCUCGCCCAGUCGGUCCAGGCAACAACACCAGCGUGGAACGUUCUUCCAGCGAACGGGUCACUCCUCCAACAGUCAGAAUAUCGACCCCGUUGACCCCCAUCGGCGGUGGUGCUGGUCCCAGCACGAGAACCGAGGUAUCGAGCACGCCUCUGACACUCCAAACGUCGGCAGUAACUGGUGCUCGUGCCGGAGCUGGCGAAAGCUUAUCCGUAGCUCAGGCCACUGUCAGUCCGGGCAGACCAUUGAUCACCCCCGGUGUCGUGCGUCGCGGAGUUGUGGGUAAUGAGACGGCCCUCUUCACCAAUACGACCACCAGCAUCUUCACGAACACGACCAGUCUCCUGAAUACCACUGAGCCUUUGUCGACUCCGCUGUCUGAGGUGGUUACGACUUCGAAUGGGGCAAUGCCAGUUAAAUUCCGUCGACUACGGGAUCGGGGUUAG